AUGUUCUAUGACCUUAAUGUGCCGUUCAGUCCAGAUGACCCGGAUAUAUCUGCGACCCUGAGUUUUCUAGCUGAACUCGGUUACACAACGGUAGCUCUCUCCCAGACCAUCAACGGCAAACUUCCUCCCAACCCUACACCUCCUCCGCUUCCCGCCAACAUUCCCCAAGGUCUCACGGUCCUCACGCGCCUCAACCUGGCGCUUUCUGAUCCCGCUCAAAACCAGCGUCUCGUCAGCCUGGCUCAAGUCUAUGAUCUUGUUGCACUACGACCGGUAAAUGAGAAAGCAUUGUUGAAUGCAUGCACCAAUGUGGAAUGCGAUGUGAUCUCUCUGGACCUCUCUGUGAGACAACCUUAUCACUUCAAGUUCAAAAUGCUCUCUGCGGCUAUCGCACGUGGAAUACGUUUCGAGAUUUGCUAUGGUCCAGGGGUCACAGGCAGUGGACUAGAAGCUCGACGAAAUCUUAUCGGCAAUGCCAUGGCUCUAAUUCGAGCGACUCGCGGGAGGGGAAUCAUUGUUUCAAGUGAGACUAGGAGGGCGCUAGGCGUGCGGGCUCCAUGGGAUGUGAUUAACCUAGCACGUGUUUGGGGCCUAUCACAGGAGCUAGGCAAGGAGGCUAUUUGCGCAGAAGCAAGAAAAGUGACCGCUUUAGCUCGUCUCAAGCGAACCAGCUGGCGCGGGAUUAUUGACGUUGUCGAUGGCGGGCAAAGACCAGCUCCUAAAUCAGCUGCAUCGGUGGCUAGUCAGAAAGCUACCAAGUCCAAACAACAAGCAGAGGGCAAUGGUGACAGUCUGAAAAGGAAAGCGUCACUUGCUCCUGAGCCAACCGUGGAAGAGAGCGAGACCCCUCUUUCUAAACGGGAGAUGAAGCGUCGAGCAAAAAAAGCCCGCCUAGAGGCAGCCAUGGGAGUUUCCGAUACAACCGCCAGUUAA
Messenger RNA from Aspergillus ochraceoroseus IBT 24754, 933 nucleotides. RefSeq lists its product as uncharacterized. Bases 1 to 933 code for a protein of 310 amino acids. Gene Ontology annotation, molecular function: RNA binding. NCBI's taxonomy places the organism in Eukaryota, Fungi, Ascomycota, Eurotiomycetes, Eurotiales, Aspergillaceae. The transcript is spliced from 2 exons. The record is from RefSeq and is a predicted model, not a curated record. Gene Ontology annotation, biological process: tRNA processing. Gene Ontology annotation, cellular component: nucleolar ribonuclease P complex.